Messenger RNA from Apis mellifera (honey bee), 8063 nucleotides. It is a transcript of the gene Imp, whose product is annotated as insulin-like growth factor 2 mRNA-binding protein 1. Gene Ontology annotation, molecular function: mRNA 3'-UTR binding. Gene Ontology annotation, biological process: regulation of gene expression; nervous system development. Bases 1290 to 3170 code for a protein of 626 amino acids. Lineage: Eukaryota; Metazoa; Arthropoda; Insecta; Hymenoptera; Apidae. The record is from RefSeq and is a predicted model, not a curated record. The transcript has 8 exons. Gene Ontology annotation, cellular component: cytosol; nucleus; cytoplasm.
CACGCACGAGCAAGGAGAGACGGGAAGGUUAUACACGGUUGGUAAAAAGGAGCGAGGAAGAAGGAGGAAGGAGAAAAAAAAAGAGAAGAGUGACGAGUUUGCAUCGCAUUGCCCCCCCAGGACACGCGAAAGAGCGAGCGAGAGGGGAGAGGGAGAGGGAGUGAGAAGGGGCGAGGAGCGGUGAGAAAGAGAGAGAGAAGGAAAAUGCCGAAUGAGAGUGCCCCUCAGACGUCGCGCCGUAGUCUAGCCAAAGAGACAAGAGCCUGGUAGGAAGGUGCGUCGUCGUCGUCGCAACGAGAGGAGAGGAAAGAGAGAGAGAGAGAGAGAGAGAGAGAGAGAGAGAGAGAAAGAGAGAGAGAGGGAGAGAGGAGUCGGUUGGCACACGGUGAAUCGUCAAGAGAACGGUCAACGCGCGUCCCUUAACCUUAAAAAAGUUGAAGAGUCGUUUCUGGGAAGACACGGUCGUCGUGGUAGUCCGCCUGAUCGGUCGUCGCAGUCAUCCACGUCGGUUUGAAUGAUCGAGCUGGCUCGAGAGACAUCCAUUGCCACCGGAAACACGCCAAGUCUGUAUACUACCGGUGCCGAGUCGACGUGACAGAGAGUCGUUGUACCUCGAAGCGAGCGGGAAAUAGACAGCGGUUCCAGAGGAAAGGAAGAAAGGAGAAAACAAAAGACAGUACAGCCAAGAACGCUUGGAAGAUCGUUCAAGAAGUUACGAAAAACCUCCUGUGUUCCUUUCGUUUUUUGGUGUGCAAGCGCGAAAAAUCACGCCGAGUAUCACGCGAGAAAGACAAUCGUGUUCGCCGAGACGUUAAGAUAAUAACCGAAAAAAAUAAGAGUAAAAUCAGGCCGCGGAAAAGACCCUGACGAAAGCGCGCUCUCGUGUUUCUUCCUGCAUGAUAACAGGAUUCAACGUGUCGUCGUCGUCGUCCUCGCCGCCGUCGUCGUCGUCGUCAUCGUCCGCGUCGCAUACGUGUACCCGUCCUCUGCCUGGGAAAUAGUUACGGUCUUCGACGUGUCGAGAACGUGCGGUGAUCGUGUCAUUCUCGAGUUUGUCCACGGAUUUCAUCGGUGUAUCUCGUUUCGGGUCUCGUGGUGCGAAAUAAUCGGUUCAUUUACCGUAUUCGCGUCGUGAUCAUCAAUCCUCGUUGACGUGUUGUGGACAACAUCGUCAGCGACCUCUCCGUGCUCUAGCUGCGUGCUACUGGGCUGCAAAUUUUUCAAGCCACGUGGCCGAGACGUAUCUCGGCAUAAUUAACAUCAUUACGUCCAAGAGCGAACCAACCACUAUGUCGAAGCUCUACGUGGGCAAUCUACCGUCGGAUUGUAACGAGAGUGCCCUCCGGCAACUCUUUCAGGAUCAUAAUUUGUCGUGUACCACGAUCUUGGUGAAACGAGGCGGAUACGCAUUCGUCGAUUGCACGGAUCAGUCUGUGGCCGAUCGUGCAAUCGACAAACUUAACGGAUAUACGUAUCUCGGAUCAGCCCUUGUUGUGGAGCCAUCUGUAGCCAGUGGACCUAAGAAACGUACUUCAUCCUCAAAGGUAAUCGUGAACAACUUCCCAGCUCAGGCCAGAAUAGAAGAUAUCGAAGCUUUAUUUUCGAACUGUGGACAAGUGCAGUCCGUUGAAAAGUUAUCCUCCCGAGACCCGAACACUCAAACCGUCCUAAUCAGUUAUGAGACGCAGGAACAAGCACAACAGGCUGUGAACCAAUUUAAUGGCCACGAAUACGAAGGUAGCCCACUAAAAGUGGAAAUGUCUACGGUGGAGAACCGACGAAGAGGCCGCAGCCAGCGAAGCGGCGUAGCUUAUUCCGGAGUUUCGGGUUCUGGGCGGCAAGCAGACUUCCCGCUUCGUAUUCUCGUCCAGUCGGAAAUGGUAGGAGCCAUAAUUGGUCGUCAAGGAUCAACCAUACGUCAGAUCACCCAGAUGACGCGCGCGCGAGUGGAUGUUCAUCGAAAGGACAGUCUCGGCGCGGCGGAGAAAGCCAUCACUAUCUACGGCAAUCCAGAGAAUUGCACGAACGCCUGCAAGAAAAUCAUGGAAGUCACGCAGCAAGAGGCUUACGGUUUGAGCAAAGGUGAGAUAUCAUUAAGGAUCCUCGCGCACAACAAUUUGAUCGGGCGAAUCAUCGGAAAGGGUGGCACCACCAUCAAAAAGAUCAUGCAAGACACCGACACCAAGAUAACCGUAAGCAGUAUCAACGACAUCAACAAUUUCAAUCUCGAACGCAUCAUCACGGUCAAAGGCAGUAUCGAUAACAUGAGCAAAGCCGAAUCAAUGAUCUCCAACAAACUGCGUCAAAGUUACGAGAACGACUUGCAGGCAAUGGCUCCCCAGAGUUUGAUGUUCCCGGGACUCCAUCCUAUGGCGAUGAUGUCCACUGCUGGCAUGGGAUACAGUUCACGUGGUCCCGGUUUGUACGGUUCUGGCCCAGCUCCCUAUCCGUAUCAGGCUAGUUUGCCGACUCAACAGGGUAUUCCGAUAGGCGAUACCCAAGAGACUGCUUUCCUUUAUAUUCCAAAUACAAGCGUAGGUGCCAUCAUAGGAAGCAAGGGUUCUCAUAUCAGAAACAUUAUCAGAUUCUCCGGCGCCAGUGUGAAAAUCGCGCCUAUCGAGCAGGAUAAACCUGUGGAUCAACAAAAUGACAGGAAAGUAACCAUCGUCGGGUCUCCCGAAUCUCAGUGGAAGGCUCAAUACUUAAUAUUCGAGAAAAUGCGCGAGGAAGGAUUCGUAGCCGGGACGGAGGACGUCCGAUUAACGAUCGAAAUUCUCGUACCGAGUACUCAAGUUGGCCGAAUCAUUGGCAAGGGUGGACAAAAUGUUAGAGAAUUGCAACGUGUGACUGGAAGUAUCAUAAAGCUAUCGGAGCAACAAUCUACGUCUCCUUCUGCCGACGAAGAGGCCACCGUCCAAAUAAUUGGCCCCUUCUUCUCUGUUCAGUCGGCACAGAGAAGAAUUCGCGCCAUGGUUCUACAAUCCUCUGGUGCACCUGGAGCAGGUGUUGCUGGCUCACGCGCUGGUCGUGGUAGCAGCCAAGAAGCUUCACGUUCUCGAAGAGACGGCAGUGCCACAUCUCAACAAGGCGGUACAACGACGCAACAACACCCAACUCAGCAACAAUCGAGCACUUCGCCCUCCAGCCAACAACAGCCACAAAAUCAGUAACAUCACUGAAACUUACCUGACGCCGACCAAAACGCCUCUCGGAAUCCGUUUUAAUCGCCGGGGUGGCCUCGUCGCUUUGACAUUCUCUCGUCAAGAGGGCUACGUGCGACCUCCUUCUCGCGGGCUAUGUAUCCUUCGAUGUGCACAACACGGGGGGCACAUCACGAAAACUAUUAGUUCAAAAAAAACAAAAAAAAAAAAAAUAUGUCAUACAAUAUAUAUACACACGCAAUAGGAUUUCGAUAAUCUUCAAAAUCAUAUAAGUUUGAUUCAGAACGGUAAGAGGGGAUACGAUCGAUGGCGCGUUUCUUUUCUUGUUUUUGGUUUUUUUUUUUUUUUCUCCUUCCUUUUUCUCUUUUUAUUUAAGUUUGGAUACGCGAGUUCAUAUAUAAGUAAGUCUUUUGUCGCUAUUUUUUCGAGAAUGUAAAGAAACAUGGAGCGUCGUUUUUUUUUUUUUUUGGAUAGAUUUUUUGUAACAGAAUGCGCUAUAAAUUAUUGACUUAUUGCCAUUGAUCGUGACACUCGGCUUACAUCGCUGUUUAAUUAAAAAGAGUCGAGCUCGGCUCGGGAUACACAGCUCUGAGGUAAAAAAAAAAAAAAAAAAAAAAAAAAAAAAGAAAAAAAAAAGCGAUGCAGGGUACCGCGUUGAAUCAGACGGAAGUGCACGUCAGCUAUAUAAAUGAAACCGCAUCGCGCGACAAGAGGUGAGACGAAAAAGAAAAUUCCUGCAAAAUUUCGAAAUGCAGGAAUUAAAGUUAUAAUCUAUAAUUCUUCCGUCGAAAAAAGAUACACAGAUGCCGUUCGCUCACUUCUUUCUUUCGCGAAUUGCGACAUGUUUCGUUGCGAGUUCGCUUUUAUCAAGAGAUAAAGCGACGGGUGAUACUCAAACGAAGCGAUUUCGCAGCAUUUAACGAAACCACCUCGUCGAUGAAAUAGGAUACGACGAUAAGGGAAAAAAAAAAAAAAAAAAAAAAAAUUAAGCAUACACAACCUUAUUACCUCAUUCAUUACGGUUAAAGAUUUAAUAUGAUAAUGAAAAGUGAAACGAGAGAAAGGAUAAAAAUCAACUAAUCUAAAAAAAAAAAAAGAAGUCUACCUAAUAUUAAAGUUAUAAUAAUAUACAGAGAAGUUAAGUAACGAUUACACAAUUACGUUAUACAUGUUACUACAACUAUUAUUAUUACUACUACUAUUACUACUAUUACUACUACCACUACUACUACUACCACUACUACUACUACUAUUACUACUAUUACUAUUACUACUACUACUACUACUACCACUACUACUACUACUACUGCUAUUAACUACUACUUCUACUACUACUACGUAUUCUAUACAGGAAAGCGAUUUUUUUUAAAGGAAAGAAAAUAAUUACUCUAGGUACAGUUUUUUUUAUACCACAACGCAGAGAGACAUUAAUUAACGAGACUUAAUUAUUGAAAAGAAGAAGAAAAAAAAAGAUGUGAACGAAAAACGUGACACGUUCUAUAGUAUAGACAUAUAUAAGCCGGCAAGAUUUUUCACGGCAGACGCCCUCAUCCCCGGCCCCUCUCGUGCCUGUAAUACCAAAGAAGCGAUUAUGAGUUUUUGCGUAUUAGUGAAGUGAAAAUGCGUGACGCACAGCACACAUACACGGUCGUGUCGAACGCUCAACUCGCCUCAAGUUCCUUGCAAGAGCCAAGAAGAGCGAGAGGGGUCUACAGACUCGACAGAGAGAGAGAGAGACAGAGAUUCGCGUCUGCGGGGAAUCGACGAGUGGUUAUUGACGGCAAAUGGAAGGACACUGACGAAAAGUGGCAUCCUUCGUCAUCGAGUCGCUUUUAUUCAAAAAAAAAAAAAAAAAGUGAUUUGGAAAUAGAAGAGUCGUAAUAAGAAUCAAACAAAUGUUUCGAGGGAAAAUGAUAAGAUAAUACGGGGAGAGAGAGAGAAAAGAACGGAGAGAAAGGUAAAAGUUUGAUAUCGGUGAAACGUUGAAACGAACGUUUCGUGCUACGAGAAGGAUGUUCCACACAAAGGGGGGGAAAAAACGAAUAGAGAGAGAGAGAAAGAAAGAGAGAGAAGGAGAGAAUGAAAAAGCGACCGUGCGAGAAAAACCGCGAGCGAAGAGGGAACAGAGAAGAAGAAGAAGUUUUUUUAAAAUGAAGAAGAAGAAGAAGGGGGAAAAAAAAAAAUAAGAGAGCCACAAAACUUUUUCAGGGAUUUUUACUUUACCAUGAGUGUAAUAAUGUGUGAGUGUGCGUGUGUUGAAUAAUACUAUUAAUUGAUAAGUAAUUACUGAUUAGGCAUAUAUGGCAAAAGAGGCGCCAGAUAAGGUUAGAAAUUCGAAAUAAUUCGAGAGGAAAAUAACAUAUAUAUAUAUAUAUAUAUAUAUAUAUAUAUGGAAAAGAAAGACAGGAAAAGUGCUGGGGGUGGAAGAGUGAUAUUUGACGAGAGAGAGGCAUCGUUUAUUAUAUUUCAAGUCGCUCUUCGCCUUGUUGUGCGAGCGUCGAUAUUGUCCAGCGAGUAUUUAUAUACAGACACAUGCUGAUUUUAUGAAACCCUGUCGACGAUCUUUCCGAAUUUUGUCAUUUUUCUUCGUUUCUCUAUUUAUUGCUCCACUAUACAUAUAGUAUAUGUAUAUAUUUAUAUAUAUAUAUAUGCUAUGAUUAAAAAAAUUUUCUUUUUUUCUUUAAGUAGAGAAACGAGUAAAAAUUACAGAAUUUACGAAAGAUCGUCGAUAGGCUUGCAUCAAAUUCACAUACGUCGCUUACGUAACUGCGAUAUAUCCAAUACGCGUUCACGCGUAACGAUUAUUACCUUGUUCGCAGUAAGAGUUAGACUCGCGGCGAUAUCACGUUUCUUGCACGGCGCGUACUAUCGAUCACGAUAAUUCUGAUCAAUUUUUUUUUUUUUUUUUUUUUUUUUCCGCGAAACGGGGAUGAAUAUUUUUUAGGUAUUGCCGAGAAAGAAAGAAAAUUUUUUUUUUUUUUUAAGCGAAAAGAAGAAUUCAAAUUUUUAAUAUUUUUAACGUUGGGGAAGCGAAGCGAAGAGGCGAGAGAAGAGGAAGAGAGAAAACUUACUACUUCGAGAAUAUUCGUGACCGAUUGCGCGUGAGAUCGUAAUCCUUAAGUUCUGACUUGCGAAGGGCAAAAUAAGAAAAAAAAAGAAAAAAAAGGAAAAAAAAGAAAAACCGCACGAAAAGGAAGGGAGUCUAAAAAAAAAAAAUUUCGAGGAUACGAUAGUUCGCACGUGCAACGUACGGGCGGGAAGCGUUUUCACUCGGAACGGGAGAAAAAAAAAUCGUCUGAUCGCGUAAACGGGAUCUUUCUAAUAAAUGAGAGGACGGAUUUCAAGACUAUUUAGAGAACGGUGAAGUGAAUUUGCACUAUUUAUCGAAAGAGACUCUAAGAGGAACUAACUGAUCGACGAAUACGGCUAGCUCCGUUUCGAUGAUCUGUAUGAAACAUGACCAAAAAAAAAAAAGAAAGAAAAGGAGUGAUAAAUUAACGGAUUGACGAGAUGCACGGUCAUGUGCCACGAAGUACGAUCCAUUCACGAAAUCGGCCCAUUUUUUUUCCAAUACUUCUAAUCGCUAUAGGCUCUCUAUCUAUAGUUUCCAAGAUUAUUUCGAUCCCUUCGAAUCGAGAUAACUCGUCUAAAUUCGAAUACACUUGGCGUUGAAAUGAUUCCUUUUUUAUUUCCUCUCGAAAUCGAUCGUGGCGCAUGAUCGAUGCUUCAAAUUGGAUACGUCGAAUCUCGGUCGCUUACAGAUUCGAAAGUACAGCGACGAAAACGAUAAUCCCUUCCGGUUGAAUAGGAAUUGAUCGGAAGACCAAGGGUCAUCGACCGUCGUUUCACCUCACGGCAUUUGGUAUGCGUUUAGUACAAAAAUACACGAGUUUAACGUGGGUAGAAAGGGAGUACAAUUUUACGAAAAGGGGGGGAAACAAAAAAAAAAGAAAAGAAAAGAAAAGAAAAAAAAAGAGAGAAAACGUGUAUAUUGAAUGGAAGGGAAAUGAUAUAUAUAGAGAUAUAUAUAUAUAUAUAUACACUCACACAAACACACAUACACACACAUAUAUAUAUAUAUAUAUAUAUAUCGCGUGUUAGGAUUUUUGUUUAUCGAGUGGAAGGCAAAUACGCGUAACGAACGAAGAAACGAACUUGUGCGCACGGGAAUAAUAUAUCAUCGAUAAUAUGGGUAACGUGGAAAAUUGGACGAUGGAGAGAGAGAAAAAAAAAGGAUUUGUACGUGCAAGGGAAGAACGAAGAAGGGGAUGAACACAGGCGGGGGUGGAAGUUUUAUAUACCGCCGCCGCCCGCCGUUGGCUUCGUUUCCCUUGCCUUUUUCUUUUUCGCUGCAUCUCGAGGAGUGCCGGAAAGAUUGAAAGAAAAAAAAAAGAGAAAAAGAAAAAAGAGGAAGAGAUUAAAGAAAAUAAAUGAAUAAGAGAGAAAGGAAGAAAUUGACCGAAGAUAGAAGGAAAGGGAUUGACUGGCCGGAUUUGAGGGGGGAAAGAAAAGGAUGAAGACGAAACGAGAGAGAAGAAGAAGAAGAAGCGACGCGAGUGAAGAUAUGAAGUGAAGGAAGAAAUGAAGAUUAAAAGAAGAAAAAAAAGAAAAAAGGACGAGAUGAGAAAUAAGAUGUGAGAAAGAGAAAAUGAAUCUAAGAGUAAUAAGUUUAUUUUUGAUACAUUGUUGGGGAGAUCUAAGUGAAUCUUUCUUUUUCAAUUUUUUUGUUAGAUGUUUUUAAUAACUUAAUGAAUUUUAACGAUAUUAAUAAAUAAAAAAAAAAAAGAUGCGAGGCGUGAAGAGAGAAGGCGAAGACAUUUUUUAAAUAGAGAUAUAAGGAGAUAUAAGAGAAAGGUGGAGUAAGAAGAGAAGCGGAGUGUUUUUCGUAAGAAAAAAAAAAAA